AUGAUGCAGUCUAUAUAUUGGACAGGCAGAGUGCUAUCACGUGCUUUAAGAAAUGGACUUUCAAGUUUUUCUAGUGCUGCUGAAUUAAACGUUUCGAAUAAAAAACAUCCUUAUUUAGUAUCAGUAGUCUGUGGAUUUCCUAAGGACAUUGCCAAUGGAAGGUCUCAUAAGGGUCAAUUUGGAGACGACGCAUGGUUUUCCACAAAUUUUAACAAUGCAGAUGUUAUUGGUGUUGCUGAUGGAGUGGGAGGCUGGCGUGCAUAUGGAAUUGAUCCAGGAGAGUUUUCUUCAUAUCUUAUGAGGACAUGUGAAAGGUUGGUCCGAAUGGGCCACUUCAAGAUGUCAGAACCAGGGGACCUGCUAGCCAAGUCAUACUAUGAACUAUUAGAACAUAAAAAACCUAUAUUAGGUAGCAGUACAGCAUGCGUUAUGAUCUUGGAUCGCAGUGAGAGUAUAAUGCGUGCUGCAAACAUAGGUGACAGUGGGUUUAUGGUAGUGCGAGGUGGCCGUGUGGUGCACCGCUCUCAUGAACAACAACAUUAUUUUAACACACCAUACCAGCUCAGUCUACCACCACCUGGACAUGAUAGGAAUGUUCUUAGUGAUAGGCCGGAAUCAGCAGAGACAGCUGAAUUCAAAGUGGAAUGUGGCGAUGUUAUCCUCGUGGCUACAGACGGCGUGUUCGACAACGUGCCGGAGACGGUGCUCGUGGCAGAGAUGCGGCGCGCGCAGGCGCUCGACGGUGACGCCCAGAAGUUGCAGGCCGUAGCUAAUUCUAUAGCGUGGAUGGCACGUAAUUUGUCCUUCGACGGGUGCUAUAUGUCGCCCUUUGCGAAGAGCGCUCGUCAGAACGGUAUUGAUGCUAUAGGCGGCAAACCCGACGACAUAACGGUGCUACUGGCCAUCGUAGCGCUA
This is a messenger RNA of Brenthis ino (lesser marbled fritillary), 915 nucleotides long. The record is from the annotation of a GenBank genome assembly. Lineage: Eukaryota; Metazoa; Arthropoda; Insecta; Lepidoptera; Nymphalidae.